GUGCUAAUGAGGUCAGUGAGACAGGAAAAUAAUGCUGAAACUGGCUGUGUGGCAUACGUGAUAUGAUAGCUGUUUUGUUUUGAUGUGGACGUGGAGUCAGGGGCAAAGUGUGGGCUUGAAAUGGACGAUAUCAUCCCUCCGCUCAAGAUGGCCUCUGAAGAAGAAGAAGACCAUCCUGAGGAGGAGGAGGAGGAGACUGUGCCUAAGGAGCUGAUCGACAACUCCCCAGCUUUCCUCUGCAGCGUCUCCAACCUGCUGGUUACCUCCCAGUUCAGUGACAUCACCCUGAAGGUGGGAAACCGGGUAUUCCAAGUGCACAAACUGUUCCUCGUCAACGCUAGCGACGUCUUCAGAGUCAUGCUGACCCACGACAACUGGGUGGAGGCUCAGCAGAAAGUCAUCGAGCUGAAGGAGGAUCCAAAAUGCGAGGCUGUGUUCGCUGAGUUCCUGCACUACAUGUACUCUGGACAGAUCUACAUGAACAUGGAGACGGUGCUCCCCAUCUUGGUCCUGGCUGAUAAGUACAAUGUGACAAACUUGAAGGAUCUGUGUGUGAACUUCAUGACGCAGCACCUGGCUGCAGACAGUAACAGCACGCACGCCGUGUCGUGGUUCCAGCAGGCUCACAUGUUCCACCACAAGAACCUGGAGGAGAAGUGUCACAAGUUCAUCGUCUGGAACAUGGAGACGGUCAUCAAGUCCCCCGACUGGCUCAACUGGGGCAAGAAACCACUGCUGACUCUCCUGCAGAGUUCGGACAUUGUUAUCCAAGACGAGUUCAGCCUGUACGUCGCAGUGGAGGCCUGGAUUCGUGAAGAGUGCGGUCCUAACUUGGGGAGAGCGAAAGACUUGCUGACUGAGUUCCUACCACAUAUCCGCUUCCCCAUGAUGACCCCCCAGCAGCUGCUGCAGCUGGAGAGCACACAGUUCGCUCAGCAAUAUCCAGACCUCUACACCAAUGAGAUCAGUGAAGCCUUCCGAUAUCACGCCCUUCCCCGCUCGGACAGACCACACAACCAGCUUCAGCACAUCAAGUACGGGUGUCGGAAUUACACGGACAAUCAGUUCAGCGCAGGCCUGGUUACCGAGGACUAUUCGUCCAUGCCUACCUGCGAACUACGGACUCUGGAGUUUGAAACUAAGAAGAGCAACUCUAAUGCAGAUGUGGACAAGUGGGGCUGGGUUGUGGAAUUCUACCCUAAGGGGGUACGGUGGGAGGGGUGUUACAUGCACAGCUGGGUCCGCAUGCAGUUUGUGGAGCCGAAGGAGAGCUGUGAGGUCCGCUUCAUCCUGCGGUCAACGGACGCGGAAACUCGUAACGUGGAGGUUGCAAUACUGAUCUGCGGACAUCAGAGGGGGGUGGAGUAUGUAGAGCAGGUGGUCCAGCGCAGAUUUCUCUUCAAUGCUGAGAACAGAAUCAUGUUGCUAAAUAACAUCAUCCCUAUUCAGGAACUCAGCUCCCCUGACUCACACUACCUGGUCAAUGACAGUCUCAAGCUGCAGAUUGUUCUUAAGCCUCACUGAGCAUGUGCAACAGUACAUGUACAUUCUCUCAACUGUACAUACUGCCAUGUGAAGUUAACAAAAUUAUUCAUGUCCCUCAUUCAGUAUCUAUUCUCAUUUGCAAAACUUAAAUUAGACAACAAACUAAGGGACGCAAAUAGUUCAUUCCAACUGUAGCAUCUUUUGUAAAUGAAUGAAUUAAGUACUGUACCUCUGAACUAUGAAAUUUUACAAAUACUUAGAUUUAUGUUAUUAGAUGUAUGUUAAUGAUAAUUUUAGCAUGUAUCAGAAGUUAAAAGCACAAAACAAAAUGCUUUACAUAAUAAAAUCAAUGAAAGGUAUGAAUGAGGGGUAUGAAUGGUUUUAUUGUUAACUGUAACCUCUAAUGAUAUAGUACAAUCAUGUCUCUGUGAAGAGUGAUGAAAUGAACAACUUCACUUCAUCAUUGCAUGUAUGGUUGUAACAAAUGUGAAAUUAUAAGAUAAAGUUUAUUGAAGGUGGGAUAUAUAUGAAGAAAGUUCAAAAUAAUGCAUGAGUUAUGGUAGAGUAUACAUGUACAAAGUAUCUUCUAGAGUAACAAAGAUAUCAAGCUUUUGCAACAAAGGGCUCAAUUCUAUUGAUAGAAUGAAUGCCUUUCAAUAGGGUGAUAGUUAUAUGCAAUGUUGUCAUUUCUGUUGCAGUGAUGAAAUGUAAAAAUGAAGAGCAGGACUUAUCUAAGGAAACAGCAAUAUUCAAAUGAUAAAAAAGCUAUGCGUAAUAUAUACAAACAUAAAUAAUGCCUGUGGCUAUGAUACUUUGUAAUCAUUUUGGAUCAUACAUGUAGCACAACUGCCUUUGAUAUCAUAUCAAUAUCAAAAUGUGAUGUUUCAUACAGAGUGCCUGUAAGUAACGCUUCUACACACAUAUCAAAACACCAGUUGGAAGAUCUCAUAAUCU
Branchiostoma floridae (Florida lancelet) is the source of this 2439-nucleotide messenger RNA. Its product is annotated as BTB/POZ domain-containing protein 17-like. Gene Ontology annotation, molecular function: protein binding. The record is from RefSeq and is a predicted model, not a curated record. The transcript has 2 exons. Bases 121 to 1524 code for a protein of 467 amino acids. Lineage: Eukaryota; Metazoa; Chordata; Leptocardii; Amphioxiformes; Branchiostomatidae.